AUGGCGCUGCCAAAGGACGCCGAUGUCAUCGCCACACCUCAAGACAAGAGCCUGGAAACUGGAGCGGAGGAGAAGCAGCAACAUGCCGCUUCUGUGGCCGAGGUCGACGCCGAGACGGGCCAUGUCGAGAAGGCCUACUACAGCAAAGUCUCGGUCUGGUUGAUGAUCCUGUAUUCCGGUCUCGCCAUAGGCUCGGACGGAUACAAUGCCGCCGUCAUUGGCAACGUCGAACUGCUCCUUGCCGUCAUCUACCCGAACUCUCUGACCAACGACAUCUACACCCGUCUCAGCAACGCCUUCCUGAUCGGCAUGAUCAUCGGCAUGCUCCUCUUCGGCGGCGUCGUCGACCAGUUCGGCCGCAAGACGGGCGCCGUCGCCACCACCAUCCUGCUCGUGCUCGGCAUCGCCCUCUCCGCCGGCGCGUCCGGCACGACGGAGAAGGGCAUGUUCUGGAUGCUCAUCGUCGCCCGCGGCAUCGCCGGCGUCGGCGCCGGCGGCGAGUACCCCGUGUCGGGCGCGGGCGCGACCGAGGCCACGGACGAGAACAAGGCGCUGCGCAAGCACCGCGGCUUCAUGUUCGCCAUGCUGGCCGACCUGUCGGCGUCGCUGGGCUACGUCUUCGGCGGCCUGGUGCCGCUGCUGCUGCUGCUCUGCACCCACCGCGAGGAGUCGCGCUACGGCGUCGUCUGGCGCGUCUCGUUCGCGCUGGGCCUCAUCCCGCCCGUGUCCAUCUUCUGGUUCCGCAUCCGCAUGGCCGUGUCGACGGCGUACCGGCGCAGCGCCAUGCGCCGGCAGCGCGUCCCCUACGCGCUCGCCUUCCGCCGGUACUGGCGCGCCUUCGUCGGCUGCUCCGCGACGUGGUUCCUGUACAACUACGUCAGCAUCCCCUUCGGCAUCUUCUCCUCGACCGUCACCUCGCGCGUCAACGCGUCCGACUCGCUCGUCAAGAGCCUGGGCUGGGGCGUCGUCAUCAACUGCUUCUACAUCCCCGGGCCCUUCCUCGGCGGCUACCUGUCCGACAAGAUCGGCCGCCGCCAGACCAUGUGCCUGGGCUUCGCCCUGCAGGCCGGCCUGGGCUUCAUCCUGGGCGGCGCCAACAAGCAGAUCCAGACCGUGUUCCCGCUGUUCGUCGUCCUGUACGGGCUCUUCCUGACGCUGGGAGAAGUUGGUCCUGGAAGCACCGUCGUCCUCACCGCAUCCGAGUGCUUCCCCACCUCGAUCCGCGGGCAGAUGAUGGGCCUCGUCGCCGCCUUCUCCAAGGCGGGCGCCGCCAUCGGCACCCAGGUCUUCAGCGCCAUCCUCAAGUCGUGGACCGACGAGUCCAAGGCCGACCAGGCCACAUUCCUGAUCGGCGCCGCCUUCGCCGCCCUCGGCGCCGUCAUCGCCUGGUUCGUCAUCCCCGACGUCAGCUCGCGCCUCGACGACGAGGACGAGGCGUGGCGCCGCUACCUGGCCGAGAACGGGUGGCAGGCCGAGUGGGGCGACGGCGCGACCAAAGAUCCCGGCGCUGUGGUCAUGGACAGGGUUGCUUCUUGA
Messenger RNA from Diplodia corticola, 1536 nucleotides. Its product is annotated as major facilitator superfamily transporter. Gene Ontology annotation, molecular function: carboxylic acid transmembrane transporter activity. Gene Ontology annotation, cellular component: plasma membrane. Gene Ontology annotation, biological process: transmembrane transport; carboxylic acid transport. NCBI's taxonomy places the organism in Eukaryota, Fungi, Ascomycota, Dothideomycetes, Botryosphaeriales, Botryosphaeriaceae. Bases 1 to 1536 code for a protein of 511 amino acids. The transcript has 3 exons. The record is from RefSeq and is a predicted model, not a curated record.